CAGCAAGCAAGUCUUCACUCUCGGUGGGUGUUCGCCAUUGCUUCUCGUUGGAUUGAGGGGAUUAAUUCUUGUUGGUUUUAUUUCUCGCAGACCAAGAUACUGGGUUGAUCAGCAUGGCGCAAAACGCCGUGGGAAGGCUCUUCCGUAGCCAGAAUUCCUCGUCGCUUCGUCAGUCCAUUGGGUCGAUUACACAGACGCGCGGUAUCUCGAGACAUGCCGUCCCAACCUUCACCCCCACGACGUCCCCCGAACUGGACCAAGCCCUCAACCGCUUCCGCGAAGAGCUGUUCAUACCCUUCAGCCUGGGCCAACAACAACGGCGUCUAAUGUUCCGCCAGAAAUACGCCGACCGAUUGGAACAAGAGCCCGUGACGGCCAACCUGGGCGAGGAGGAGUUCCUCCUGCGGCCGAUGGACCCGCAAUCCCGGCCGACCAAGAACGAAGCCAUCGAAGUGAUCUCGUUGAUGAAGAACACCACAGACUGGAAGAACCUGGUGCCGUUGCUGUCCGGGCUGCGACUGUCGAAUCGCGUGCUCAAGUCGAGUCGGAUGGAGUGGAUUGUGCGGAAGGCGGCGGAGGCGAAUGCGCUGGGGGUGAUGUUGGAGUGUGCGAAGCAGGUGGAGCGGACGGGGGUGCAACUGAAUGAGGUGGGAUUUGUGCAGAGAUUGUUCUUUGAGUUGCAUCGGAAGGCGCAGCGGGCGGAGUUUCAGGGCCCCGAGGUGACGAAGGCGUGGUCGAUUGCGACGCAACUGGUCGGGUUGAUGGAGCGGCCGGGUCAUGUGCAGCAUGAUGUGGCUAAGGAUCCGAAGCGGAGGCCAUUUUUGAUUGGGAUACUGUUGGAGUUGAGUGCCGCGCGGGCGUUGAGUGAGUUUGGGGGUAAGGAUCAGGAUGGGAUGGUGCGGCUGUAUAGUCAGCGGUUGUUGGGGAGCUGGCCGCUGGGGAACUUUAACGGCGAGACAACGGAGUGGGUGGCCGUGGAUCAGAUGCUGCAGGAGAAUAUCCCCAUCUAUAAUGGUAUGAAGCUGGCGCUGCAGGUGCAGGGCGUGCCUCAUGAGCGGUCGGUGGCUCCGGCCUUGAAGAACCGUCUCAAUGAGCUGAACCAGUUGAUCGCGAAGCAGCUCAAGAAUGCGCCGGAGAAGGUCCAGCAGAAGCCCACGGUGGGUCUGGUGCAGGCUCAGCUGUUGUACCAGGGCUAGACGAGGUCGGGGGUGAUCGGAUUAUGAAUUGUAUAUUACCAUUUGGAUCGUUCGGAGCUCUAUCUGUAUUUGAAAUAGAUGCCAUUUUCAUUGUCCUG
This is a messenger RNA of Aspergillus ibericus CBS 121593, 1294 nucleotides long. RefSeq lists its product as uncharacterized. The transcript is spliced from 2 exons. Lineage: Eukaryota; Fungi; Ascomycota; Eurotiomycetes; Eurotiales; Aspergillaceae. The record is from RefSeq and is a predicted model, not a curated record. Bases 114 to 1196 code for a protein of 360 amino acids.